This is a messenger RNA of Hippopotamus amphibius kiboko, 2858 nucleotides long. It is a transcript of the gene RRM2, whose product is annotated as ribonucleotide reductase regulatory subunit M2. The coding region runs from base 128 to 1582 and encodes 484 amino acids. The transcript is spliced from 11 exons. Lineage: Eukaryota; Metazoa; Chordata; Mammalia; Artiodactyla; Hippopotamidae. Gene Ontology annotation, cellular component: cytosol. Gene Ontology annotation, biological process: deoxyribonucleotide biosynthetic process. Gene Ontology annotation, molecular function: ribonucleoside-diphosphate reductase activity, thioredoxin disulfide as acceptor. The record is from RefSeq and is a predicted model, not a curated record.
CCUCUCCCGCUCUCUGUUGGCGGGCUCCAAUCGCUUUGCUUCAUUCAAUCCCAAACCGUUCCGGGACAAGCGAGUGCCCGCGCGCGCCAGGGCCCCCGGAGCGCGCAGGGGCUGCAGCCUUUGUCCGAUGGGGCUCUCAGGGAUAGGGGCAGUGGCGCCCCCAGCCCAGCCUGCGGCCCCCAGAGGCCUGGGAGGGGUAGGUCCGGAGGGUCCCGGGAGAGCGGGGGCUGCAGGCUCCGCAGCGCCUGAAUCUCCUGCGGGAGGCGUGGCCAGCGGCCGCCAUCCGUCCAAUGGGGAGGCGGCCACGCCCACUACACGCGCCCAGGCAGGAUGCUUUAAAUUCCCCGGCCUGCAGUGCAGGGGCUCCCGGGACCUGCACUCAGCUCCACCUGGUCGACCCGCCAUGCUCUCCGCCCGCGUCCCGCUCGCCACCAUCGCUGACCCGCAGCAGCAGCAGCAGCUGCAGCUCUCGCCGAUGAAGGGGCUCAGCCUGGCGGACAAGGAGAACACCCCCCCGUCCCUCAGCGGGACCCGCGUGCUGGCCAGCAAGACCGCGAGGAGGAUCUUCCCGGAGCCCACCGAGCCGAACCCUAAGCUAUCUGCCCCCAGGGUGGAGGAUGAACCACUUCUGAAAGAAAACCCCCGCCGCUUUGUCGUCUUUCCUAUCGAAUACCAUGAUAUUUGGCAGAUGUAUAAGAAAGCCGAGGCUUCCUUUUGGACAGCUGAGGAGGUGGACCUUUCCAAGGACAUUCAGCACUGGGAAACCCUGAAGCCAGAGGAGAGAUAUUUUAUUUCACAUGUUCUGGCUUUCUUUGCAGCAAGUGAUGGCAUAGUAAAUGAAAACUUGGUGGAGCGGUUUAGCCAAGAAGUUCAGAUUACAGAAGCCCGUUGUUUCUAUGGCUUCCAAAUUGCCAUGGAAAACAUACAUUCUGAAAUGUAUAGUCUCCUCAUUGACACUUACAUUAAAGAUUCCAAAGAAAGGGAAUUUCUCUUCAAUGCCAUUGAGACGAUGCCUUGUGUAAAGAAGAAGGCAGACUGGGCCUUGCGCUGGAUCGGGGACAAAGAGGCUACAUAUGGAGAACGCGUCGUAGCCUUUGCCGCAGUGGAAGGAAUCUUCUUUUCUGGUUCUUUUGCAUCGAUAUUCUGGCUCAAGAAACGAGGACUGAUGCCUGGCCUCACAUUUUCCAAUGAACUUAUUAGCAGAGACGAGGGUUUACACUGUGACUUUGCCUGCCUGAUGUUCAAACACCUGCUACACAAACCUUCGGAGCAGAGAGUCAGAGAAAUAAUCGUCAAUGCAGUUAGAAUAGAACAGGAGUUCCUCACGGAGGCCCUGCCAGUGAAGCUCAUUGGCAUGAAUUGCACUUUGAUGAAGCAGUACAUUGAAUUCGUGGCAGACAGACUUAUGUUGGAGCUGGGUUUUAACAAGAUUUUCAGAGUAGAAAAUCCGUUUGACUUCAUGGAGAACAUUUCACUGGAAGGGAAGACUAACUUCUUUGAGAAGAGAGUAGGCGAGUAUCAGAGGAUGGGAGUGAUGUCCAGUCCGACGGAGAAUUCCUUUACCUUGGAUGCUGACUUCUAAGUGAACUGAAGCGCUUUUGAACUCAAUCCUGUGCACACUUAGGUAUCAGUAUCAGCCAGAUGGUGCCACAUGGAACACAGGUUGGUUUUGUGUUCUGUAACCCAGGUCAGGUAUCGUGGGAUUAGAGAUGAGGCGAAAGGAGACUCUAACCUUAGAUCAUUAGGAACUGAAGUGUGAUCCGGACUCACUGGGUAACCUGGUUUGUGCAGGAGGGGCUGUAUUGUGUAAUGUCUCGAAUUGUAUGUUCCCCAACUUCAAGUUAGUAUGAAAGAUCCUUGAAGAAUCUUCUUAGCUGGGAUCCAAGAUAUUAACAUUGUAAAUUGGUUUUCAAAUCGUCCUUGAACGAAAGGAUGCACGUAAGAUCUUGCUCCUAUUAAGUGGUAAAAGCAGGAAUGAAAGUGUCUCUCCUAAAAGUUGAGUGUUUAUUCUGAUUUUGUUGAAUUUGUGUGUUAGUAGGUACUGUUGACUUACCUUAGCCACUUGUACUUUACUUUUAAGUUAGAAAAUUGUUCUACUAAGUAUGUUUUUUAUAUUAUAUCUGUAGUUCAUACUUCGAAAUAAUUACCCAGUAUUAUUUUGCAGUUCAUAAUUGAUUGCAUAGAUAUUGUUCAGUGCAAUUACUCCUAGAGUUUGCCUAAAUCUGAGCGUCACCUGCUGGAUUCUUGAACUUCAGUAGAAAACUGGUUGUUGUGUGAAUUAUUAAUACAUGUCCCACUCAAAUAUUAAUUUCAGAAGAAAGCAUAAACUUAAUAGAUAUAUUUAAUAGGGCUAGUUUGAAUCAAUCUGCCUUUGGGUUCCCUCCCCCCUCCAAAAAAUGCCGAGAUGUUAUGUGGAAGGAAACGCAUGACACAUACCAGCCCUUUGUUGAUACAUUUUGUUCCGCUUUGGCUGACCGCUGGCCUGUCCUACUGUCAGUUUUCUUCAUUUAUUGUAUGAAUAUAAAUGGUAAAAUAGUUGAUUUAAAAUUUUCUGUUAAUAGGGGACCCUUUUCUAUCUCUUAAAUUAUUGUUAUAAAGUUAACCCAGAUUAUAUGGUCCUUACACUUGUGCAAGACAAUAAUAAAGAAACACUUAGCCUGGCGUUGUCAGGUACAGGUGGAAGUUGGAAGCAGAUUUUAGAAUUCUACCUCCCAUUAGCUGUGUGACACAAGCAGUGACUUCUACCAACUAGGAUUCGGUUUCUUCAUCUGUUUAAAGGGAAACAGGUUUUGUCCAAAGUCCUAAUACUGAGUAUUGUACAAGUGUUCAGUGAUUUAAAUAAAACCGUUCUUAUGGCA